Molecule: messenger RNA, 912 nt
Organism: Nicrophorus vespilloides
Lineage: Eukaryota; Metazoa; Arthropoda; Insecta; Coleoptera; Silphidae
Exons: 2
Coding region: 1-912 (303 amino acids)
Source: RefSeq, a predicted model, not a curated record
AUGUCGAUCGGUGCGGAUCUGCAGGUGCUUCUGCGAUGGGGCCACUUCCUCUGCCUCCUCCCCAAAUACGACCCAAUCACCGGGACUUUUUCGUCGACGCCGCGUCGCUGCUACAUCAAACUGACCAUCUUCACCGUCUCCUUCAUCUACUCGUUCGUCGGUAAACUCACCGUUCCCGAUUUCAAUAAAACCACACCUCAGUUAAUCCUCAUCCUCUUCUCGACCAUCAUCUCGAGCUUCCUCAACCUGUACACGAUCUUCGGCUCGUUCAAAUGGGCCGUCCCUAAGAUUCAACGCCUCUUCGACACCUUCAACGAGAUCGACUCGAUCCUUCAAGAGGGACGCUCUCAUCGCAUGCGCUCCUACGUUCCCGUCUUCGGCCUCAUCCACGUCUUCAUCAUCACCAUCGUCUUCGUCGCAAUGUACAUCUGGUACAAGCAUAUGCUUCUCACGGAUUUCCACUACCUCGUGCAGGAUCAGCUGCAGUUCUACUACAUCUUCAUCGGCGUCGCCAUCCAGAUAAACGUGCUCAGACAUAUAAAGUGCAGGUUCGAGAUCACCAACAGAUUGCUGGAAACGAUGACCUUCUGCGAAAACCAAUCGACGAUGAAGAGCAUCUUCCUGCUGCACGAGAAACUGUGCAACCUGGUGGACAUCUUCAACUCGUUGCACGGUUGGCACAUCCUUCUCACCAUGAACAAUCUCAUCGUGGACAUCCUGCUCACACUGCAGUUAAUGAUCAGCAAUCUAUUCAAUAACAGUUUCACGGCGAUCUUGCUGAUGACCACCUGGACCAUGUAUCUCGCCAAAGUAAUAAGUGUUGCCUAUGAAACAAAUUCGUUUAACGAUCAGUUCAUGAUCAGCAAUCUAUUCAAUAACAGUUUCACAGCGAUCUUGCUGAUGACCACCUAA